Closterium sp. Naga37s-1 is the source of this 846-nucleotide messenger RNA. Lineage: Eukaryota; Viridiplantae; Streptophyta; Zygnematophyceae; Desmidiales; Closteriaceae. The record is from the annotation of a GenBank genome assembly.
AUGCUUCACUUCAAUGCUCCCUCACCCCCUUUCAACCCCCCCAAUAGAUCACAUUAUUAUGUCCAGUUGAACGGCAUCUCAGUGGGGGGGCAGCGCCUGCCAGGCAUCGACCAGUCGUCCUUCUCCUCGCAGCCGGACGUGUUUGGCGGCUCGGGCAGCCUGCAGGCGGGAGGGGUGAUCAUGGACAGCGGCACCACCCUCGCCAUGUUCCCCACUCCGAUUUACAACACGUGGCUGGACGCGGUGAGUGUUGCUUGUGGCAGUCAGGGGGCAGCAGUGUGUGCAUGGCUUCAUGCACUGGUUUUACUGCGGGUCGGGGAGCCUGCAGGGGGGAGGGAGGGGGUGAUCAUGGACAGUCACAGUGGCACCACCCUCGCCAUGUUCCCCACGCCCAAUCUACAACACGUGGCUGGACGCGGUGAGUGGGAAGCAGCAGCAUCGGCAACGCGAACAACCCACGUGGUUACUUCUCUCAUCACCUUGCCCCAAGUGGGCGCCACGUCAGACUUCCUCUGCUACGACUUUGGCUCCAACAAGUAUGAGGAACUUUCCAAGUACUUUCCGACGGUGACUCUGCAUUUCGAGGGGGCAGACAUGACCGUUGAACCCCCCGGCUAUGUCUUCCUGCACUCAAAUGUGAGUCCACUAUGCCUUUCCUUCCGCUCCUCCUCCUAUCAAUCAAGCCCCGUCCCCCAUCUGAGAGGGCUGACCGUUGAACCCCCCGGCUACGUCUUCCUGCAUUCAAACGUGAGCCCAGCAUGCCAUCCCUUCCGAUCUUUCCUAUUGAGUCGAGCCUCAUCCCUUUUGAGAAUUCUCAAAAGUGAUCCCACAUCCGAGUGGACAUGA